AUGUCUGGAGACCAACCAAAUCGCCCGCCACUACCUUGGCUUCAUUUUAGAAAACGUUUGGAUCGCCUAAAAAGACAACUACCACCUGUAGAAGAGUGUGAGAAAGUUUUAGAGCAGCCGGAAAUCGUGAUUAUUGAUGAUGAUGACGAUGAUCCUGUGAUAAUUUACGAGUCUAUCGCGCCAAAAAUUCAAGUCAUCAAGGCAAGCGAAAAGGAAGUCAAAAAAUUCAUCAACUCGUAUGAAGAAUCAAUAAGGGGCAUUGAUAAGCAGACGAUGAUCAUGCAAAAAUACAAUGACGAUUUUGACUUCUGUAUGCGCCACACAACACAAGAAAAUAUGAAGCAAUUGAAGGGCAAAAGAGGAGCGUUUAUUACAAUGGUGGACCAAAUUGCGGAGGCUCAAACGUCGCUCCUAGAAGAUAGCAGUUCUAUCAUUGAGGACUCCAGAAAAAUAACAGACACAUUAAGAGAAAAAAUAGUGCGGGAACAAGAAUUCUAUAAAAGGAUAAGUGUAUGUGUUCCUAAUAAUAUUCACAAUGUCACCAAGUCUUCGAAACCUGAAAUUCCAGAAAAUUUCCAACUAAUUUUUCAAAGAUACAAGGGAAUGGAAGAGAAGCGUAGCUUAUUCAUUACAACCAAGGAAGCCAGGAAGCCUCCUUCGCUUGAUGAUUUUAGAAAAUUAUUGACAAAGCCAGAGCUGGUUGAGGUGAAAUUUGAGAAAUGGACACCGGAACUUGAAGAAGGUAUUGCGCAAUCGGAUCUUAAAACUCGAUUCACACAUCUAAAUUAUGAGGAAACCUUUCGACAUAACAAGUGGACGUCAAUAUCUGCUGAGCACGCUUUGAAAUCUCCAGAAGAACUAAGACGUCGUCUAGAUGAUCAAGAAAGCGUUUUGGAGGAAGAAGAACGUGAGGAGAAGAAAUUAGAGGAUUCUAUAACAGCGAUUAUGGACCAAUUUCAAAAAGUCCAACUUCAAUAUGUAGUUGUCAAACAGCAACUUGAAGAACAACUAAAAGUUCAGAGCGAAUUGGAUGAGAUUGAAAAAGCAGUGAAAAGUGUUCAAGAUCUUAUUCGAGAACAGUUCAAUACAGUUCAAAAAGAGUGUCCAGUUUGUUAUUUGGAAUUCACGAAUGCGGUAAAUAGUGAGAGAUGUCCACUCGUUUGGCAAUGCGGUCACACAUCCUGCAACACUUGUUCUCGAACCCUAGUGAACAUCGCAAAGCCUAAUAAACCACUGUGCCCGGUUUGUCGCAAAAAACAUAUGCUAAGCAACUUCAUCCCGAAUUUCGGAUUGAUGCCAAAGCCAACGUAG
Messenger RNA from Caenorhabditis briggsae, 1311 nucleotides. The record is from RefSeq and is a predicted model, not a curated record. Bases 1 to 1311 code for a protein of 436 amino acids. The transcript has 10 exons. NCBI's taxonomy places the organism in Eukaryota, Metazoa, Nematoda, Chromadorea, Rhabditida, Rhabditidae.